This is a messenger RNA of Alternaria hordeiaustralica, 2478 nucleotides long. RefSeq lists its product as uncharacterized. NCBI's taxonomy places the organism in Eukaryota, Fungi, Ascomycota, Dothideomycetes, Pleosporales, Pleosporaceae. The record is from RefSeq and is a predicted model, not a curated record. The transcript is spliced from 2 exons. The coding region runs from base 1 to 2478 and encodes 825 amino acids.
AUGGCUACCACCAACUCUGCCCCCGUCUUCUCAUCUGACGGCCCCUUGUCCCCUCAUUUGGUUGAGUAUCUGGAGGCCAUGGAGGAACGCAUUGUUUCCCGUCUACUCGCCGCGCUCCGCCCGAUGUACGAGGCUGGCGCGCUGGAACAGAUGCUCGCUAAGAUGAUACCGGUCGUCGUUGCUUCAGUUCAGGAAGCGAUGCGCGCCGAGAUAUCACCGGCGGACAACAACACCACCCCUAGGUCGAGACCUCGUAAGACUUCUCGCAACCAGAGAUCACGCCGCUCUGCUAUUGUCGCGCGGUCACACCUCCAGCAGUACGAGAACGUUACCGGGCAACAUAAAGACGUGUUCGAGGACCUUUGUACUGCCUUCAAAGUUCUGAAGCCUCACCAAACCUUCGACGAGUAUUAUCUGGAUGUCGCGAGCAAGAAGCCUCUGCCGUCACUUUCGAAGGCUGAAGAGCGCAUCCUUCUCCAUGAACCCCGCGUGGUAUCCAUUCUUGAGUACGCCAGUAGUACUCCUUUACCAGACAUCUCCAGUGACGAGGAAUCCUCCGACGAUUCAUCCGACGACUCGUCGCUAUUCUCGUCGGUCAGCAGCUACAGCACCUUCACUACGGAGGCGUCACUGUCUCCUGAGCUUGACCAAGCCAUCGGCAGAGUUGAAGACUCCGCCAACUUACAAACUGAUAUCGACGACGACAAGAGCGCCCUUGCCGAAGUCAAAGUCUGUCAUGAUGCAGUAUCGGCAGAGCAAUCAUUCACCAUUGAGCCUACAUGGGCCCCCCAGAGUAACGGCGGUACGGCAGAUGCGCCUGUUACCGAAUACACAAACGACGAUGGCAACGACCAAAACAGUAUAGUCCACGUUGCCGCCGCUGGUGUACAUGAGACCCAGCCCACCACUCUCCAACCGACACACUCAACAGAUACCACGGACCGCGAUGCCAGUACUAGUGAGCUGUUAAUCGUCCUUGGAGCAGCAUCGCAAACCGAAGCGAUGGAAGUCUGCAUCCCAGAACUUACUCAUUCUCGUCUGGUCGACUCUCAAAACAUGCGGGCAGAGUUCAGCCAGACCAUGGACGGGAUAGAGUCACAGCCAGCUUCUCGCGAUAUCUCCAGCGUGGUACAAGACGAUAUGGACGAUGUCCAAGUCACUAGCCGCGUGGAUACCGAGGAGCAGAACAUGGUUGACGCGCCCCCGCCUGAGAGCACUACUGAAUCACGAGCGAGAAUCAGGACCCAGGCAAACACAAGGAAUCAUUGGUCGAAUGGCAUGGUCAAUUACCUGCUAGAACUAAUUCCUGAUCUUCACCUCGUUCUGCAACAAGCUCUUCCACAGAUGGUGCUGGAGAAGCAGAAGAACCGAAUUCGGGACGAGAUCUUCGACUAUAUCCGCGAAGCAGAGUCUGCGAGAGGGCUGGCCAAUGACCUCGACUUCGCCAUGAAGAACAGGCUGAUGACUAAUGCAGAAUACAACAGAGUAAAGGAAUAUGCCCAAAAGGUUGCUCAGAGCAAUCAUAUUGGCACCUCCCAGACUGCUGCCAAUAGUGCCGCGCAGUCAGCUAGUCUCUCCGCUCCUCCUGAGACUUCGAUCAAAGACCGAUUCAUCCGACUACUGAUCGAAGCACGCAGAAAGAUGAUGAACAAGAACGAGCAGAACAAACUCAACUCUGCCUCAGACACGUUUGAAGGCCAGUUCAACAUCUCAUUCGAGAGAUCAUCAGACAUCGAAGUCAUGAUGAAUUACCUCACCAAACAACCCCAACUCCAAGCUUGCGACAGCAAUGGCAAGCCGAUGAUAGACGUCGGAAAGACCGUCGAAAUUAUACAAGCUCGCGUCGAAGACGUGAGUCCCCUUGGAAGCGAAGAGAUUGUCUGGAGGUGUAUGGAAGCUUUGGCCGCUCAGGAUCUGAAGGCUGAGAAUGAAGCCCUCUCUGAUAAGAUCAGCUGCGCUAUUCGCCAGAGGCAUCUUCAGGUACUCUUCGAACGUAUCGCAGAAAGGAAUUUUGGGUUGUACACCGCGAAGAACAUUCAAGGUGGCCUGACCUGGGACGAGACGAAGGAUAUUGCGAAGAAGGAGGAGCGCCACUACUUUGAGCUCCACCACCACAAUCGGUCGAGGCGGAACAACCUAUCAACCUACCGGGAACAUAUGGAUAACAAGAUGAAGUAUUGGGGCCACAGGGACAACAUGAGAAAUGAGAUUACUCGUCGAAGGGCCGCUGAAAACGAGGCUCUGGGCCAGCCCCCUGCCACAGAUCCCGUUGGUGGGGUAGAAACAGCGAUUUCCUUUAAGGGAAAGCGCAGCAUUGCUGACAUCCCGCACGAUGACAACGAGCAAGCUCAAAAGCGGAUGCGAGAAGAGCCCGCUGAGCCCAGUGAAGAGCAGGAGCGUACUGCGACGAGGAAGAGGGAAGCACGAGAGUCUGCUGACUCUGAGAGCAGUGAGCGCGUAAAACGGAGUCGUGAUUGA